AUGCAAUCGUCAACAAAGGCCUUGCACAAGGCAAUUCCUCCUGUCUCUCACAUGCUCAGCAUUGCUGAAAUGGAGUUUUACGCGAUGCAGAGCCUAAGUCCUAAGGCAAUCUCAUACUACGCAUCCGCAACCGACGAUGAGAUCACCAAAGCAUCCAACGGAGCCAUUUACCGGUCCAUUCUUCUGCGGCCUCGCGUCUUUGUUGACUGCAUCGAGGUCUCGCUGUCCACCACCAUUCUCGGUAAUAAGGUUGGUCUUCCCAUCUUUGUCGCACCCGCCGCAAUGGCUCGGUUGGCCCACCCCUCUGGCGAGGCGGGCAUUGCCACCGCCUGCGCUGGCUUUAAUGCACUCCAGAUCAUCAGCAAGAACGCGUCCUUGUCGCCUCGUGACAUUGUGCGUGCGGGGAGCCCGGGCGCUGUGUUUGCAUGGCAGCUCUAUGUGCUGAAGGACAUCGUAGCCACGGAGAGGACACUGGCGCAGAUCCGUGCAAUCCCGGAGAUCAAGUUCAUUGUGCUGACCCUCGAUGCACCGUUCCCGGGUAAACGAGAGGCAGACGAGCGGUUCAAAAUGGCGGAAGUAGCAGGCGGAGCGGCUCCGCAGGUCUGGGGUACGGAGGCCGGCCUGACAUGGCAAAAAACUCUGGCAUGGCUGGUGACGCAAACUCAGCUGCCGAUUAUGCUCAAAGGCGUGCAGACGCAUGAGGAUGCGUAUGCCGCAACACUGUUCCCUGCGGUUAAGGGCAUCAUCUUGUCAAACCAUGGUGGGCGAGCACUUGACACGACACCGCCUCCAAUGCAGGUGUUGCUAGAGAUCAGGAGGUUCUGUCCGGAGAUUCUUGAGAAACUUGACGUGCUCGUUGAUGGGGGAGUCAAGCGAGGAACAGACGUUGUCAAAGCCCUUGCUCUCGGGGCAAAAGGGGUGGGCAUCGGCAGAGCUGCACUCUAUGGCCUUGCAAUCGAAGGCGAAAACGGCAUCAAGAGAACACUGCAGAGUAAGACGUUGAACCAUACCAAGGGAUUGAAGACGAUGCUGAUGAUUGAUACAGUUCUCGCGGAUGAAACCGCUACCGCCCUGAGGUUGUUGGGAGUGAAGAAUGUUGCUGAGCUACGACCGAGACAUGUGAGUUGGUCCCCUGAUUUAGUGCAGCCAGGAAACUGGAAAGGUCUUGUGAUUGAUGAUGAUGGUCCAGGUCAAUACAAGCGCUCUGAAAACACGCCUUUUUGA
This is a messenger RNA of Phaeoacremonium minimum UCRPA7, 1224 nucleotides long. Its product is annotated as putative mitochondrial cytochrome protein. The transcript has a single exon. Bases 1 to 1224 code for a protein of 407 amino acids. Gene Ontology annotation, molecular function: FMN binding; oxidoreductase activity. The record is from RefSeq and is a predicted model, not a curated record. Lineage: Eukaryota; Fungi; Ascomycota; Sordariomycetes; Togniniales; Togniniaceae.